AUGUUGAAAAUGGCAUUAUCUAUCGUUAUCUUCUUUACAGUUUCAAUAUUAAUCAAUGGAUCACACUAUCGAGGUGGCUUUAUCACAUGGAAGCCACAAUAUCCUCAUAUUAUUAAUCAAAACCCAGUGGCCAUCAUUCUUAAACAACGGCAUGUUUGGAGGCGCUCUUCAAUAUUUUGCAAUGAUAUCACGAUCACUACUAAGGGUCUAAUUGGUGGCGGUAGUGUUCAUUGUAUUUCGACAUGUUCUACCACGGGUGUUCUCGCUUCUGUCAGUGCUCCGUGCGUUGCAUACAGUAUAAAGAAUGAUUGGAGCGUUGGUGAAGUAUCUACAGUUAUCAAUGUAUCAGCCAAUGUAAAAUUUGAAGCAGCCUUUCAAGGUGGUUCUUGGAUCAGCACAUUGGAUGUUGGUGCUGGUGGCAGGUGGUCUAUAUCAGCGGAAAUAACGACGAUUCCUCGAUCAGAUGCGCCUUUCUAUUGUGGACAACCACAAGCAGGUUCAUGUAUUUCUGUUAAUACUGGUUCAAAAAUUAACGAAAUUGCACAGUUUUCAAUUGGUUGUGCAACAACUACUGUGAUAGAAGUUGAUAUAUACAAGCCUGAUGGCAUGAUGGUUGGUCCUUUAAAAGUAAAUCCGUCAAACUCCUCUUUAUAUACAAUAAGCAUAACCUGGACACCAACAUCAAUGGAUAUAGGCACUAAUCUUCUUUGUUAUACCCCUUUGGAUGAUAGGAAUCAACAAGGCGAUCAAGUAUGUAUUAAAUAUUUCGUAAGUGAUAAUGAUUCGAAAUUUGCUCGUUUCAAAUAUAUAAAUGGAAGUAUGAAACCUGUUGGUCAAGUUUAUUCAAAUCAAAGUGUUUGGUAUAUUGAAUAUACUAAUGAAGUUCGUCGACCUAGUUUAGAUGCAUAUGUUCAUUUUUAUUCCAAUUCAACAAACAAACAAGUUCAUCAAAUUAAUGUUCGAACUAAUUUAAAAGAUGUUAUUUUUUCAAAGAAUACUCUUACUUUUUUCACUUCGAUUAACUGGAUUUUGGGUGAACAUUAUUAUAUUCUAUUAGACAGGUCAGUUGUCACUGAUCCAAGUGUUUGUGGACCACAAAGUCCACCUGUUAAUGAUGUCAAUUUUUGGACAUUUGAAGUACAAAGUGAAGGUUGUUUUCGACCGAAAAUAAGAUUAAUUCCAAGUGGAACAUCGUUAUCAUCACCAUUACAGUUUCGUCGAAGUCAAGAUUUUUAUAUACUUUCAAAAAUUGGACUUAAUUGUAAUGAUUCACUAACAACAACUACAAAAUGGACAAUAAAUAAUUGCUCAUUGGAAUGUUCAUCACCAGUUCAACUUGAUCAAACAAUCAUAACGAAUUUUAGCGAACUUUUUAUUCCAGCACGAACAUUUCCAUAUGGACUCUAUGAGUUAAAACUAACAGUUACAAUGAAUGCUUCACCAAAUUGA
This is a messenger RNA of Rotaria sp. Silwood1, 1449 nucleotides long. NCBI's taxonomy places the organism in Eukaryota, Metazoa, Rotifera, Eurotatoria, Philodinida, Philodinidae. The record is from the annotation of a GenBank genome assembly.